AUGUCGCUGACGUACAUCUAUAGGAACCGCAACAUGUCUAUCCGCUCUCGCAGAGAGCCCACUGGCGGCCGCCACCGCUUCACCAUGUCUACCUUCCGGGGCAUGCAGCAGCCCGAGCUCAGCCGCAAGCUAAGCCGACUCAUCAAGAGCGAGAACUCGGCCAUCGGCGCCCACGAGACUGCCGGUCGGGAGCGCGCUGCUAUUGCCGCAGCCCUCUCGGACUGGGGCGAGUCGACCGAUGACGAUGCCGUCUCCGACAUCUCCGAUAAGCUGGGCGUGAUGCUGUCCGAGAUUGGAGAGCAGGAAGACAUUUUUGCGCAGAACUUGGAGGACUAUCGCGGUGUGCUGAAGCAUAUUCGCAAUAUGGAGGCUUCUGUGCAGCCAUCGCGUGAUCAGCGCCAAAAGGUGACUGAUGAGAUUGCGAAGCUCAAGUACAAGGAUCCCACGAGCACUCGCUUGACGACCCUGGAGCAUGAGCUCGUGCGCGCGGAAGCGCAGAAUUUGGUUGCCGAGGCACAGCUGUCUAAUACUACUCGGACAAAGCUCAAGGAGGCCUUUGAUAUUCACACUGCCGCGAUUAUCGAGCGCGCAGAGAAGCAGAUUAUUCUUGCUCGCCACGCCCGCCGUCUGCUGAACUACAUCGACGACAGCCCCGUGGUGCCCGGCGACACGCGCCAGGCAUAUGAUCACGAGUUCGACGCACGCCAGGUUCUUGAGGAUGCCGAAGCAGAUCUCCGUGCUUGGGAGCCGGCCUUGGACCCUAUCUCGAGCGCAGCUGUCGAUGCCCCCACCCAUGUCAGUGGCGGCAGACUGAACGAACCAGAGCAGGACGCGGAGAGCGUGGCCACUGGCCCCAGCGGUGUCGCAGUUGGCAAUGCGGUCCCGUCGUCCUCGAAGCAGAUGGAAGAGCCCGUGGCCUAG
This is a messenger RNA of Penicillium cataractarum, 921 nucleotides long. RefSeq names its product Eisosome component PIL1/LSP1 family protein. Bases 1 to 921 code for a protein of 306 amino acids. The transcript has 2 exons. Gene Ontology annotation, molecular function: lipid binding. Gene Ontology annotation, cellular component: eisosome filament; plasma membrane. Gene Ontology annotation, biological process: eisosome assembly; endocytosis; negative regulation of protein kinase activity. The record is from RefSeq and is a predicted model, not a curated record. NCBI's taxonomy places the organism in Eukaryota, Fungi, Ascomycota, Eurotiomycetes, Eurotiales, Aspergillaceae.